AUGUCUCGUUUGCUAUUUAUUUUUUGUUUCACGUAUAUUUGUAAAAGUGUUACUUGCUCACUUGACGUGACCCUGUUAAAUAACGGCCCAGCAGUCAGGGGGUCAAAAAUUACAUUUACUGCAAAUGUUAUAGGAUAUGCUGGCGAAAGUCUCAAAUAUGUCUUUUGGGAUGAUGUGCAACCGCAACAUGAGAGUGAGUAUGUACUAUCUACCAAUGAGUCAAAAUGGACAGUGGAAUAUCCUAAAGAAUUGUAUGAAGCAGGAGAAUACACUGCAAAAGUGAGACUGAUGAAAAGUUUCUAUGGGAUAUGGUAUUAUGUAGCAUCAUCAAGUACUAUCUUCAAACUGACAGAUUCAUUAAAUGGAAACUUAGUGCUAAAUCAGAAUAAUCUUGAUAGGCCCAAUCAUUUUGUAGCAGAAACAAUAAGUGUAAGAGAGCAAAUAUCAACUGUUAACAUCACUGGCCUCAAUUGGCUGCAACAUGGAGAUCUUCUCAACUUGCAAGUGAAGUAUACUGGUUCACCUCCGUUUGAAUAUUGUGCCUUAUAUAAAGAAGGACAAUAUAAUAUCACAGGCAAUGAGACUUGCAAUUACAAGACAAGAACUGUCACCAAUGCCUUCCCUUUGGUCCACUACUUUUCAGAUAGUGACCAGCACACAGUUGUUGUUGUUGUAGAAAAUGAUGUUGGCAAAACAGUUUCAAGAGCUACCAUCAAUAUAUACAAAGCCGUUGUCCACGCCCAGCUAUCUGUGAUUGUGGUUCCAGUGGCAUUCUGCCUAGUUGCAGUCAUCUUAGUAGUGUUUGGUAUAGCUUAUUAUCAGCACAGGUCAAGAUAUACGAUAGAGGUCGCUGAUUUCGAUUUCGGCCAACAGGCCCACUUAGACUACAAGACGUUCGCGGAGCGGCUCAGGGAUAGUUUUAGAAAUGCAUUCGACUUUAGGCAGAGGGGCGACAACGAUCCUCUCACUACCGACACUAGGUACGAUUCCAUGUCA
Molecule: messenger RNA, 996 nt
Organism: Iphiclides podalirius (scarce swallowtail)
Lineage: Eukaryota; Metazoa; Arthropoda; Insecta; Lepidoptera; Papilionidae
Source: the annotation of a GenBank genome assembly